Molecule: messenger RNA, 6062 nt
Organism: Trematomus bernacchii (emerald rockcod)
Lineage: Eukaryota; Metazoa; Chordata; Actinopteri; Perciformes; Nototheniidae
Product: high affinity choline transporter 1-like
Exons: 9
Coding region: 2023-3687 (554 amino acids)
Biological process (GO): choline transport; transmembrane transport; acetylcholine biosynthetic process
Cellular component (GO): plasma membrane
Molecular function (GO): choline:sodium symporter activity
Source: RefSeq, a predicted model, not a curated record
AAACCGAGUGAACAGUCGUCGAUCUCGGUAGUGCUACAGAGCCUUUUAGCUUGUCAUUUUAAUGAUAUUGAACAUUAAAUAUAUGGUUAAGUCUUGCUGUUCUCAUUCAUCUCUGUUCCAGCAACACCAGGAAGCUUUUUUAAAGGAGAAAAGCGAUUAUAAGCUAGCUGCUCAGCACCAAACAUCAGAAAGACAAAGUUAGCAAUUAGCUAGCAGACAUAUGUAAGCUAGAGGUUAGCUAGAAAGCCUAUCAUCAUUAUUAUUAUUAGCAGACAAGCACACGCUUAACAUUUUUGUAUCGUAGGAAUGUAAAUAAUAAAAGGCAAACUUAAUGUACAAGUUUUGGCAGAAGCAGCACUAGCAGAAUUGGUGUGGACACCGCGCUCGUGCGACCCGCAGCUGUUCAGUGGGGUAGCUAUCACGCGCUGGCUCGAGCGUCAGGCAGCAAUAUGUCAGGGAUUUGUUUCUGUUAGCAUGUGUUGGAGUUCUGUCAGCAAAUGGCUAAAAAGAUUUAUUGAUGCAGCUUUAAGUAUACUUUAACAUUACAUAACAGUUAUUGGAGACCUGUGUCCUCCAUUAUUCAGAACACUUCGUUACUAAAGGGCAAAUAUCACAGGUGCAAAUCAUGACAAAAUUCAAAGAACUUUCAUGGGAAUUUCUAUUUGAACCGUUCCUUUGUUUUACAAGAGGACAUACAUAUUCCAGCAUUCCAUAGUGAAUUGUGCCAACCAUGUGUUGCAUAAGGCCCACAAAAAUGUUCCUGGAAUCAUUAGUUGUUUUCUAGAAAUUGUAUUUGAGUUAUGGCUAGGCCUACACAAAACAAACAUUCCUGCCAGUGUCUUGAGUCUUGCUUGUUUGGAUGUUCUCCCGGUCUAGCAAGCAGUCAACUAAGGAUUGGUUGAGUAUCAGACUGUUCUUUUUUUGCUUUUCGUUUUUGUUUUUAAAGGGUUGCUUGUACUUGCAUCACAGUGAGAAUCAAAUGUGUACUGCUUUUCUGCUGCUGUAAAAGCAAAUGUGAUGUUUCAUUGCAUGAAAAACAUUGUCCUGCAAAGUAUCUUGUAUCUACAACUGUCAAAUCAAUGUAUGAGUGGAGUAAAAAGUUCAAAAAGUAAAUUAAAUAUUGUACACUUUGUAGAACCAAAACAAUAGAGUAUGAGUGUUGUAAACGUAAAAAUAAGGAUUGAGCUCGAACUCUGCAGGGUAUGCUAUACAGAGUCUGAAUGUGCACAAAUGUGUACAGAAAACUUUUAAAAACAUGGGCCAUUUGAGUGAGGUUUUCAAGCAUUUGUUGACUUUGGCUUCGAACCACCCCUCACCCAUUCCUUCCCAGCCCUCAGAUAACACAUACAGUAUUACACACGCACACGCACGCACACGCACACGCACACACACUAACAUUCAUUUGCCUCCCACCCGUAUUUUCAGUGUGUUCCUUUAACAAACAUUUCCUUUUUUUCCCUCUCCCUUAUCUCCCAAGUGUAUACGCAUUCUUUUCUUCUCGGGUUGUAUGACUCGAGCCAAAGCAUUUUGUAUAACAAAUGUUUUUCACCACUUUGGGCAGGGGCCCAAUAUCUUUUCCUAGAAAAUGAUAUGUUUUAUUUGUUUCUGUUUAUAAUAAAGAAAACACGUUUUUCUAAGAAACUGCCUUAUUGUGAUAUUUUACACAGAAAACUUGUCUCAAGUCCUUUACUUUUUCUGGACAGCAUCAACAGUUAACAUGAUCCAUGUCAACGUAGAGAUGUGGGUGCAAACCAAAAGUUACGAUAAGAUAGACGCUUCUUUUGAAACGCAAAGGCUUAUCUCAUAUUCUCUUGAAGACCAUCUGUCCAAUGCACACUUACAGUAAAUGCACACACAUAGACACACAUAUGUACACACUAACGCCGCUCUGAGUUGUGUUCAUUUACGAUGUUUGGGUGGAAACUGGGGCCGCCCAACCACUGAGGACGGGGGACAACAUCUGUCCGCCAUCUUUGUCAGUGCUGCCAAGUAUUAUGGAAACGCGUGCAGGAGUAGUUUACGAUGACUCUCAAUGUGCCGGGUCUGGUGGUGAUGGCAGGAUUCUACCUGCUGAUCUUGGGUACAGGCAUCUGGGCCUCCUUUCGCUCCAAGAAGCAGGAAAAUAAGUGCACAGGAGAUGGCUUGGAGAUAACGCUACUGGCUGGGCGCAACAUCAACUUGCUUGUUGGCAUCUUCACUCUCACUGCUACAUGGGUGGGUGGAGGCUUCAUCCUCGGUAUAGCUGAGGCGGCAUACAACCCCACACUAGGCGCAGUGUGGGCUCUGAUGCCUGUGCCUUAUGUCCUGACCUUCUUCUUAGGUGGGUUUUUCUUUGCCAGGCCAAUGAGGGAGAACAGAUAUGUGACAAUGAUGGACCCCUUCCAGCAGAAGUACGGGAACGUUAUGAGCAGUUUGCUGAUCCUUCCCGCUCUGGUGGCCGAUGUUCUAUGGGUGGCGCGCACACUCGUCAGCCUGGGUGGAACAAUGAGUGUGAUCUUGGACCUACCCUACGUCUACUCCAUCAUCAUCUCCUCAGUGGUGGCCAUGGUCUACACACUGAUGGGGGGGCUCUACUCUGUGGCCUACACAGAUGUAAUCCAGCUCAUCCUCAUCUUUGUCAGUCUGUGGGUGUGUGUCCCUUUCCUGAUGACAAAUCCUCACUCUUUGGACAUCUCACUGACAGCCUACAACCAGACCUUCCAGGCUCCCUGGGUUGGCACGGUGGAGCUUGAUCAGGCCGGAAAGUGGUUUGAUGACUUCAUGCUGCUGGCUCUGGGUGGUCUUGCCUACCAGGCGUUCUACCAACGAAUCCUGUCCGCCUCAUCUUACACCCAGGCUCAAGUGACCUGCUUCGCCUCUUCAGGCUUCUGCCUGGUGCUUGGUAUCCCUUCCAUUCUGGUGGGGGCUGUGGCUGCGUCUACAGACUGGAACUCAACCGCCUAUGGAUUGCCCACCCCAUAUGAUCGCGACCAGGCAGGUUCCAUCCUCCCCAUCGCCCUGCAGUACCUCACACCCCCAUACAUCUCCAUCAUUGGCAUUGGAGCAGUAGCUGCUGCCGUCAUGUCUUCCAUGGACUCAGCUCUUCUGUCCUCCGCAUCAUUGUUUUCCUCAAAUAUCUACAAGAACAUCCUCAGAAAACAGGCGUCGGACCGUGAGAUGCAGUGGGUGAUCCGUAUCUCGGUGGUGGUGGUGGGUCUGGCCGGCACUGGCCUCACCUUUCUGGACACCAGCGUCCUGGUCUUCUGGCUGGUGGGCGUAGAUAUGUCCUACACCAUCAUGUUCCCACAGCUGGUCUGCGUCCUCUUCUUCAAGGUGUCGAAUGCAUAUGGAGCCCUCAUUGGCUUCAUGAUGGGAAUCAUCUUAAGGUUCAUGAGUGGUGAGCCCCUCAUUGGCCUCCCUCCUCUCAUCGAGUUCCCCGGCUGCCGACCGGACGCUGAAGGAAGGCUAACCCAGUACUUCCCCUUUCGCACAGCUAUCAUGAUUUUGUCGCUAUUAUCCAUCCUGCUCUUCUCCUGGCUUGCAGCCAUCAUCAUCAACAAAGGUCUGGUGCCCGAGAAAUGGGAUGUAUUCAAGAUCAAUCGCAAGCGAAAACCAUCAGCCGGAGCUGCUGAGGCCGAGAAGGCCAAGCAGGCUAAGGAAGAAGUCUAUGAGGCAAAGCAGCUACUGGACAAUACCACCAGUUUCUGAACUGGCUAACGAGGACGGAGAGAGGAUGGGCAUAGGCUGAAGGCGGACAUGUUUGUGCGCCUGCUAAGCAGGAGGGGGAACAACAACAAAGGCUAGACAAUAUGUACACAUUGUGUGCAGUAUAACAGUGAAUAUGCGAUGACAUUUACAUUAGUAGAGGUUGAUCUGAGCACCUUAUUUCAUUAGUUGCCUUAUUGUCUUGUACAGAGAACACAGUAAAACUAGGCUCUGAUUUGUUCAGUUCAUCGCGCUGCGGCAACACAAAAGACAGAGUCAACCCAACAAAUUAUAAUAGAUUUCAAUUCUUAAACAAAAGAACACAACAAGCCACCUGCCUCUGUAUUUACUGAAUUAUCAUGAAUCAGUUUGACUCGAGUGUGACCGCCAGGGAACGCUGUACUGUACUGAAAAGGUCUAGCCUCUUCCUCAGUUUGAAACUCUGUCCAAUCCAAAGAAAGUGAGUGCCCUCCGCACUGUUGCGGUGCAUUUUCUUUUAGAAAGAUGUAUUAUUAUUUACCCAUUUAUUUGAAUGUGACUAAAUAUAUCUACCUUUCUCUAGCUCGAGCUCGACUUAACAGCACCUUGGAUUCUUCUUUACUUAGUUAGUAUUAUAUUUUCAAUAUUUACCACCUAAAAUGAUAUACACAAGUUUAGUUUAUUUACACUCAUUUUAGGCACAUCUCUUUCGCAGCAGUUCAUACUCCUAAAAAGUGCUUCUCAAUAUUUGUAAAAAUGCAUCUAUGCAGGGAGAGGAUAACCAUAUGUUACAUUAUAAGAUAUAUUUAAACUUUUCGAGCAACUUUUACCUCCAUCCCUCAAAUGCUACUCCAUAGACACCAGCAAGUUUAAGAAUGUAGUUUUUGAACUGCACAGGUAUGGAUUAAAUAGAACCCCCCUGCCUGACCGCUGAACUGCCCCGCAGUGCAAAUGCUGUCGACCUUGCCCUGCAAGAAAUACCUAUAAUUAAAAACAGCAACCAAACACAUAGACGAAAGUGACCCAAGAUCUUCUUAUAAUUAUUUAUAUUAAUAAUAAUACCUGUUUUGCCAGAAAUGUACCUCACUUUUCUCCUCCUGAAGUUUCUUCUCCGUCUUUUAGUACGUGUGGAGGGAUGUGCCUUUUAGUUUGUCCAUGACUUUGUAAUCUAUUGGGUUUUUUUUCUUUUAAAGCUGUAGUUUACAGUGGGAUCAUAUUAUUUUUCUGAGGUGGUGAAAAUAUUUGCAGCUUUUAUCCUGAAAAUGUACAUUAAUGUUUCCCAAUAGUACAAAUUGAACUGACUUUAAAUGAUUGAGUUUUGUUAAAGAGCAAAUUGUUCAAAGACACUCGUGUUUAUUCAUGUAUUGUUCUGUUUUACUGAGCAUACAUUGUGGCCUGCAGUCAGAGGGCCUGUUGCUCAAAAUAUCACUGGAAGCUGCUUUCGAUUGGCUGUCAGUGGCCUAUACUGGUCGUCCUAAAAGGGGUGUAUACUCUUGUCACUAUGCAAAUGCCUCAUGGAGUGGUUAUGUUGGCUCUAAGUAUACAAAACGUUAACCUAUUAUUCUGACUUCUAUCCUAAGCAUACGGUAUGAAUGCCAUUUCCAAAAACUGAUUGCACAGAACGAACUGUUCUAAAAAAGGACGCAUUCAGACACGAUGCAUCCAUGUUUUUCUGCGUGAUUGUGAUUUCUACCUGUCUUAUUAACUGUACAGUUUAAUCAUGAUAUGUAUAUUACACAUUACAUGUUGUAUCAAAGUUGAUUGCAAAAACGUGUUUUAUUUUAAGUUAGCAACAUUUAAAAAGAAAAAAAUUAACUUCGAUUUUGCAGAACAUUACAUGUCAUUUUACCCUCAUAAUCUUCUAAAUCAAAAGGAGGCAGAUUUAUUUGUUUUACCAGUGAUUCUGAACAGUAUUUUCCAUGUCACAGGAGUAGCAUAUUACAAACGUCAUAGCCAUUUACAAUGCACACACCUACCUGACCGUUUCUCCUGACAUAAUGUGGAGAAAAAAAACAGCGGUUCUCAGCAAGCUUUAGUUGUAAGGAAUGACAAAGCCUUAUUAAUGAUGUGCAUGUGCUGUCUAUUGUCAUCUGUGCAUUUCAUUACAAUUUGUGGAGAAGUGUUUAUUAUAAAACUGAACAGUUUUAUAAUAAUGAAUAUAAAACUGAACAGUUGUAUAAUAAACCAUGAAUAGGUGGUGAGCUCUAUAUUGUAUUUUCCCCUAUUAUGUAUUUGGUUUUAUACUAUCAUGCAUGUUGAGUUUCAAUAACAGAGUUGUUUGUAUAUUGAACUUUGGUCAUGGCUGUUUUACCUUGCCACUUGGCAAGAUCCUACUUUGUAAUCCAUUAUUGUAAAUCCCCAUGGGGUGAUGUUCUGUCAGAAUAAAGGCUAAAACCAAA